AUGGCACACAUAGUCGAGACCUAUUUUAAAAAAGCUGGAUGCGGCGACGACCACGAUUAUGACACAAUGUGCAUGGUGUAUUUCAGCUAUUUUGAGUUCGUCGUCACACUGUUCCUCGUGGUGUCGACGUGCCUAUUGAUUGCCGACCCGUCAGAAGACCUAUCCGUUCGCGCUUACGGUGCGCUAUGCUUUGCAAUUGAAGCCUUUACUUUUUGUUUCAUAAUCAUGAGGUACUACAAUCAACCCCAAAUCCGCGAUAUGUAUCGGCGUUCGCAUGGAGUGGGAAUACCAGAAAACUUAAGACACAAAAUCGCAAUUGUGAUCAAACACCACUUCAUCCUGUCUAGCUUGUUCGUGGUAGUUUCCUUGUUGUACACGAUUUCGUCGGAUUCGGUACAGGUUGGUGAUCAGUUUACGUUCCCUUUCGUCGACGUGUUGUCGAUAAAAACGACAAAUGUGGCUAUUUACGUGUGUAAAUAUAUUUUAUACACUUUGCCCGUUUACUAUGGUCACAUUGAAGUCAGUUUCUUGCACGUAACGUACAUGUAUACCACGGGCGUUCUGCAGACUCAUUUUCAGAAUCUCGACGAACAGGUCAAAGAAUCAAUGGUAAACAUGGAUGAACAUAAAUUAAAGAUCGCCAUCAAACACCAUCAAGAGAUGUUGAAGUUUUUUCAAGAAAUGAAGACUGUAUUUGUGAAAUCAAUAUUUUUUAUUAUAAUAUCUUGUGGAUUAUUUGUUGGUGUAACUAGUUGUUUAAUAAUUCAAGUCAUACAGGGCCAUAUUCAUCAAAUAAUAUUGGCACUAUGCCUACUUAGUGGUUCGGAAGGUAUUAUAACAAUUAUAAUUUAUUGUGUUUAUGCAAGUGAUUUGUACAAUUUACAUGAUGGAAUACUAAACAGACUUUUUGAUCAUCGGUCACUUUAUUCUCAAAACAAAUCAUUUAACCAACUUAUAUUAAUAAUGAUGUCCAGAGCAUCGAUUCCAUUUGAAAUUAAAGCUGGUUACAUUUUCACCGUUAACUUAAAUCUACUGGUCAGAAUCCUAAGAUUUACAUAUACGGUGUUAAAUGUUUUAUUGACUUCAAUCAAUCACCAGCUUAUAAAAAUAUAA
This is a messenger RNA of Rhopalosiphum maidis (corn leaf aphid), 1113 nucleotides long. RefSeq lists its product as uncharacterized. Gene Ontology annotation, biological process: sensory perception of smell; detection of chemical stimulus involved in sensory perception of smell. NCBI's taxonomy places the organism in Eukaryota, Metazoa, Arthropoda, Insecta, Hemiptera, Aphididae. Gene Ontology annotation, molecular function: odorant binding; olfactory receptor activity. Gene Ontology annotation, cellular component: plasma membrane. The record is from RefSeq and is a predicted model, not a curated record. The transcript is spliced from 5 exons. The coding region runs from base 1 to 1113 and encodes 370 amino acids.